Cyprinodon variegatus (sheepshead minnow) is the source of this 984-nucleotide messenger RNA. RefSeq names its product galactosylgalactosylxylosylprotein 3-beta-glucuronosyltransferase 1-like. Gene Ontology annotation, molecular function: galactosylgalactosylxylosylprotein 3-beta-glucuronosyltransferase activity. NCBI's taxonomy places the organism in Eukaryota, Metazoa, Chordata, Actinopteri, Cyprinodontiformes, Cyprinodontidae. Bases 1 to 984 code for a protein of 327 amino acids. The transcript is spliced from 6 exons. Gene Ontology annotation, biological process: carbohydrate metabolic process; chondroitin sulfate proteoglycan biosynthetic process. Gene Ontology annotation, cellular component: Golgi membrane. The record is from RefSeq and is a predicted model, not a curated record.
AUGGCAAAGAAAUACAACAUUAUGUUCAUUUUGCUGAUUAUGUUACCAUGGCUGCUCCUCAUCAGUGUUUGGCACCAGACCAAUAUCACAUCUGUCAUUUUUUCUCAAAAAGGUAAAACAGAGGGACAUGAGGGCGAAGUAGAAGGGCCAACCACCUCCACCCCAAACACCUUAAUGGCUCGCAAAGACUAUGUUUACAGCCGGCCCCCGCCCUGGUCCAAAACCCUUCCUACUCUCCACAUCAUCACUCCUACUUACAGCCGCACAGUGCAGAAGGCUGACCUGACUCGUCUGGCCAACACUCUCCUUCAUGUCCCCAACCUGCACUGGAUCGUGGUGGAGGACUCCAAGAAUAGGACUGCUCUAGUUAGCCGCUUCCUUCAGGAAACAGGGCUUAAAUACACACACCUCAAUGUAGAGACCCCUUCAAACUUUAAACCCAAAGGGGAGACUAAAAGUCGCAAAAUACCACGUGGUACGUUGCAGAGGAACCUGGCCCUGCAGUGGCUUAGAGAGACCUAUUCUGUAAACUUCAGCCAGCCUGGAGUCGUUUACUUUGCUGAUGAUGACAACACAUACAGUCUGCAACUGUUUGAAGAGAUGAGGUACACGAAGAAGGUGUCUGUGUGGCCCGUGGCAUUUGUGGCGGGCAUACGAUACGAAACACCCAAAAUAAAUGCCCUAGGCAAGGUGUAUGGUUUUAAAACUAAAUUUGACCCAACCCGACCUUUUGCCAUAGACAUGGCUGGGUUUGCAGUGAACCUUAGCCUGAUUCUGUCCAAACCUCAGGCUAACUUCCAGCUGCAAGGGGUGAAAGCAGGAUAUCAGGAGAGCAGCUUACUGAAGGAACUGGUGACUCUCAGUGAAUUGGAGCCUAAAGCUUCAAACUGCACUAAGGUAUUAGUAUGGCACACACGGACUGAGAAGCCUACACUGGUACGUGAGGGCAAGAAAGGAUUUACAGACUCAAAUGUGGAAAUAUGA